AUGCUGGUACGUCUUAUUCUAUGAUUAAAAGUAAGUUCACGAAAUUCUAAAUAACUAAUAGGUGUUAACAAAAUUCACACCGACUGUUACAUUAUUGUAACAAUUGCCUUUUUGUGAUACAAUAUGUAUUGUUUGCGUCAAGCCUCGUUUCGGGGUCAACUUGAAACACUAGCAUCUGCUUAGCGAAUCACGGAUAUCGGACAUCGGAGUUCGCGUGAGUGAUAUUAACAAGGCUUACUUAACAGUGAUUUUAACUGGAAGUAAACACUUCUUGGCCCACAUGACUGAUGAACAUUUAUUGAAUUCCAGGGGGAUGGCUUCUUGUCUCCAACGUUGUUUCGCACGGUUCAUCUCCCACUCACUGGCAGUUGCCAGUUAAGACGUAGUACCACGGUCCACGGAGUAAGCAGCAAAGAGAUGUUACUCACCAAAAGCGCCAUGAAGGAGCUGAGGAAGCAUUUGAAUUUUACUCAGAUAAGAUUUCACUGUAAAAAAAUAGGAGGCCGUACAUUUCACAUCACCACGGCUGCUAACAGCAAAGGUGAAGCCGCUGUCAAAUAUCUUGACUUAGUUAUGACACAAAUGUGA
Porites evermanni is the source of this 588-nucleotide messenger RNA. The record is from the annotation of a GenBank genome assembly. NCBI's taxonomy places the organism in Eukaryota, Metazoa, Cnidaria, Anthozoa, Scleractinia, Poritidae.